CGGAAUCACAUGUACAAUUGUCAGAUUUUAAGUUUUAUAUAUAGGAUUUGAAGUUUUUCUGAUAUAUGAUAGUUUAGACUGGGAAUAAAUUAGUCGACUGGUAUAUAAAUUUGUGACAAACAGUAAAGGAUGUCAUUUUACCUGUUACAGGUAGACAAGACAAGUAGAUUUUACUAAAAUUAACAAUGUGGACAGGUGUAAUUGCACUUUUUCUUUGACUUUUAAACGUUUUUACCUGAAGGUGUUUUCCGGUGUACCUCAAGACGUCUAAAUCAGCUGUUAUCGUAGAAAUCAUUGAACGGUCACUACAGAUUCCAACUCUCAAGGCUAUUCGUUUUAUCACCGUCUAACUGAAAAAAAGUACGACGGACAGAGUUGGGCACCAGUGAACAGAAGAAAACUUUCAUUUAUUUCGGACAGUAUAAUCUUUUACGCUGGAUUCCCUGCUUGGAGAAACGAUGAUAUACACACUGACUCAACCCAUGAGCCCCAGCCCGGGGCUCCACAGUGCUGGAGUUAGUCCUGUUGUCAGUCCAGUAGUUAGUCCAAAUGUUAGUCCCGUUACCACAGUCUCACCGAUGUCUCUCACCCCCGGGAUCAUGCAUUUGAUUAACUAUGGAGACAAGGAUCUGGGAUUGUUACUUUCUCAACGUAUGGAAUUGGUAUGGCACGGUGAAUUUGAGAGAUUAUUUGCACAGUACUUCCCCCAUGGUUGGCAGUUGAUACCAACAUUUAACCCGCCAACAGAUGGCUGGAGAAUUUUUAAAGACAGUGCCAAAGUUAGAUUCUCGUGUCAGGACUGCGGACAUGGAUGGACAUCAAUGAAAGGACGAGUAAUAUUUUGGUUUAAUCUAAAUUACGGAGCAAACUCCGGACUUGUUAUGUUUAAACUCUACGGACAGCAAUGCCAAAGAUGUAAAAAUGGAAAAUAUGAACAUGCCAUGUGGUACCCAGAAGAAGUGGUGAAGGUACUAGGUAACGUAUACAACAGGGUAGGCCAAAUAUACUACGGAUUUGUUCGUCCUCCAUUACGGAUUGACAGACGCGCAGGAAAACCACGCAACCAGCACAACGCAGAACUAUGUCAAGCCUGCAAAGAUGGUCUAUGUAGAGAAGAAUGGUCGUUUUCCUGACGACAGGGAAUGAUAGUCAGUACAUCAAAGUGACGUCUGCUCGAAAACAAUCAAAGUUCGAUAACCCUUGUGAGGACAUUCGUGCUAAAUGUGAGAGUGAAAGCUGGUGCAGAUAUGUAAAGAUUAUGUUUAGUUUGUUUACUUUAUGUAAUGUCUCUAUUUACGUCUUCCAUUGUGUCAUAAACUCAAUUAAUUUCCAUGGUUUGUCUAGUUUUUUUUUCGUGGUUGACGUGAACAUGUUUGUUAUGUAGCUGUACAUGUAUUUUGAUAGUGACCUUUUGUUGUUUCAGUAGCACUGUGGUUUGUUACGUAUAAUGUUAAAUAUUUUUAUAAUAUUUUGCGUUCUUUAAAUUUUAAUUAGUAUUGUUUUACAAAAUUUAGAUUAAUUGUUAUAGUUAGAUAUAAAGUGCGCCACUUAAAUUGUAUGCAACAAUCUUUUAUUUGUAUGACCCUAUUAUGGCAGUCUUUUGCAUUUAGUCUAUUUAAUGUUAUGUAAAGUAUUUUUCAUGUUUUGUCCAUGCUUUUAGAAUAUAGAUUUUUCAUUUUUUUCCAAUUUUCAAUGUAGUUUUGUACGAUUGUUAUGUUUCGACUCUUGUUUUAGAUCAAAAUAUACAUAAACAUGAAGUCUUACUUAUGACAAAGUGAAUAUUUAGGUACUUUUCGCAAGUGUCUUGAUAACGAAAACAAAAGUCAAUUUCGUUUAACUUCAAAUCUUUGUAAAAUUAGGAAACACAUUUAAUGAAAUCUUUUUGAAUGCUUACAAUGUAUGACACCAUAGCUUAUUUAUAUGCAGUAUAUGCACAUUAUGAGAACAUUUAUUUCUGGUCAGUAUUAAAUGAAUAACUAGAUAAGUAAGGAAUGUCAUAGCAGUUGGAACAUUUAUUUCUGGUCAGUAUUAAAUAAAUAACUAGAAAAGUAAGGAAUGUCAUAGCAGUUGGAACAUUUAGGUUGCAGGCAGAUUUACUUUCUGUUGUUUUUGUACUGUUAAUAUGUCAAAACAAAUGAGGGGUCUACAAAAAAUCUCUUUUGAUAUCUAAAAGUUUUCGUUGUUACUAAACUGAAGUAAAAUGUAAAAACACAGGGUCAAACUGCCCUAUCAAAUAGGCUUAAGCAUAAUACCUCUUUUCCGUAAAAUGCAUGUUAACUAAAAAAAAUCAUUAGGUUGUCAUAUUUCAUAUUUGUUUCGUAGUUAUUACUUAAUUGAUAAUCUUAUUGUUGUCCAUGGAUAUCAUUCAUUAUCAUUAAAGUUCAUGUUAUUGAUUUUAUGGUUGUGAUAUUAUGAAGUGCUUCCAAACAGUAUAUACAAUUAUUCGUUUAAUGUAAAACAAAAUGUUAUAUUUCUAACUGAUAUAUUUUUAAUAUAUUUUUUAUUUACACAAUGGUACUCGUACAUAUCGUUAUCUUAUAACUUUGGACUUCAUAACCACAACUUAUUAAGAUAGUCGGAUAAAAGAUAAGGCAUUUACACUUAGGCGAUUGAUCAUGUCAAUAUUAAAAACUACCUUAUAUUUCAAUAUUUUGAAUCAUACAACUAGUAAAACCUGCUAGUGUAUUUUUUUCAAUAAAAAUGUUAAAAAACUGAGAACAUAAAAUAUGUUUUUUGAAAACGUAAAGGUUAGUAUUUGUGUUUAAUUUACUUAAACAUAUUAGUGUUAUAUCAUGAUUUUCGUUGAUGUAAACUAUAUAAAAAAGGACCAAACCAACAUCUUCAAACGGUGACAUUGUUACAAUGACAGUUAUUUAUAACAUUUUGCGAAUUCAUAAGAUAAAAUAGUUCCUGUUAGUUUAAUGAUCUUACAUGAUCGUAAUCGUUACAAGUGAAAAGAUGCCACUAUAUCAGACAAUACAAUAUAGGUAUUUGUUGAUCUCAAUUAAAGAACUUAUAUCGCCAGUACAAUAUAAAUUUAUAAUAUAUCUUUAUUACAAACAUUAUUUUAGUAUUAUUCAUUUGCAUCACAAAGUUUACUAACGAUGUCUAUGUAAGGAUCAGACUGUAUGUUGCAUAUUAAAAUAUCGUCCAUAAAAUGUCAACUAAAUUGUGCCUUCACACUUUAACACUACAAUGGUGUCAAAAACGAGGAUAUACGAAUUAGCUUAUUUUAUUGAAUUUUCUACAGAAUAUUUAAUUUGUAUUAUGUUGCAUUUAAUAUAUGCUUUAUAACGUGACGUUCCUGGUGCUUGAAGUGCCAUGUAGCAAGGCUAUGUUAGUAACGCUCAACAUUUCAUUUAAGGUGGUACCUAACACUACAGGGAGAUAACUCUGUAAAAAUCAGCUAAACGUUUUAAUCAUGUUGUAUUGUUAAGGAAAUAUCAAGAUUCUCAAUGAUCAAAAUUAGUGUUUGUCAAACUGCUAUAUAACCAGUGAAAUUUUUCUGAUAAAGUGGUUGGUUCAGAUUAUUUGAAAUUUUUAUAUUUUUGUCAAAGGGUCAAAGUAAACAUUUUGUCAAAAUUUUAGGAAAAUUAAACGAGCCAAAUUAAUAUUAGUCAAGGUGUUGGGUACCACCUUAAACAUUUUCGAUGUUAAUCAUUGCAUUAGAUUUAGAAUGUUUUACUAUAGUUUCAUUUUAGCAAUAUAGUGAUGCAAUUCUAGUAUUGUCGCCGCGACAUAGCCCUCAUGCGCUGAUGUGGCUUUAAACAAACAUCAAUCAAUCAAUCAUUUUAGUAUUGAUGUAUUGCCUGCAAUGUUAGCGACAGCAAGUUGCAAACUGUUCUCUGUUCUUCAUUAUGAUCAUAUUUUGUUUUAAAUUUUAGUAAAUCAUACUUGUCAGCACAGCAUAUUAAAAUUUCAUACGCUUUUACUUUUGCUGCGUGCAACAGUUAUUUUUCUACAUAAUUAUUUAAAGAACAAUUCUAAAUAGCUAGAAAUUUAAAAAUGUAAGUGUAAUUUACCCAAGUAGAAUAAAAUAGAACACGUUUCUUUCAUCCAGAAUAAAAUGACAAGUAUUCUUUUGAUACUGAUUUUCUCCUGGAUCGCGAAGACGGCUAUCAGUUAUGAGUAAAACAAACUUGUUCAUUCUACCAAUGUGACCUUAUGGCAAAGAAAUCAAUCUACGUAUUUUAACAUUUAAUUAGAUAAUUAACUUAUCAAUGGUAUUUUAGAACUCGGUUGACAUGUGAUGUAUACAAAUCAUAUUUUAAUUUGAAAAGGCGUUGAACAUUUUCACCAUCAAUAUUUUUGAUGUAAGAUAACUUUCUUUAUAGCUAGCUUUUAAUUUUUUGAAAUCAUUGAUUUUACAGUCUAUUUUCACCAUUGUGUAGAAGUUUAUGAAGUUUAUUUUGUAUUUCAUUUUUACCAUUUUCUUUCAGUUGAUCCGUUUUUAACUGUGUGAUAUCAUGUUUUUAACAAAUUGAUUUUUGGUGGUUUGUAUUUUUGCUUUAUGUAACAAACUUCGCUAUUGUAAAUAUUCAUGUUAACAAUAUAAUAAAUUCAAUUUCUGCAACACAUAUAACGAUUCCCCCUUUUAUAUCGUAAAUCAUACGAACAACUUAAAAAUUCCUUGUGGAGAGUUAAUAAUUCUUAUUUUAGACUAAUUUACUAUUGAUUUAUAUUCGAGGUUCGAAAACUAGUUUCAAAAUUGAACAUCAGUAAUGAUUAAAUACCCAUUUUUUGUUAUGUGUCAGCAACACAAUUUCUGACCUUUGUAUUGUUCUAUUUUAUAAUCUUUGAUAAUGCUUAUUUUUUGAAAGUUUUGAAAGAACAAUGAUCGAUAGAGAACCUGAGAAUAUCGAAGUAUUAAUUUUUGUUCCGAUCAUGAUUUAAGUUCCAGUGCUGUAAAAGACCUAGGAGGCUGCAGGCUAGUGUCUACACUGAAAGAGAUAAUCAAUUCUCAACAAUUUUAUAUACACUGAAACAAAGUUUCAUUGCAUUAUAUUAUAGAUGAUAAGCCAUUGUUUCAGUUUAGUUUUGCGUACAUUACUGGUCCAUGAAGUGGUUUGAUUGCGUAUUACAUAACACAGUUUCUUAAAAAUUAAAAUGUUGUAUGCAUUUAUUUUUGCUGUAUAAUAUAAAAUAAAUUUAAAACUGCUCAAAGUUUUGCAUUUACGAAUUUUAAUGCUAUAUUGUUGUAGAUUAAAUGGCAAAUGUGAUCUAAAAUAUGAAAGUAUUGCCUUUGAAAUCGAUAUGUAUUAUCUAUUUUUAUCUUGUAUUUCAAAAUUAGAUUAUAUAUUUACUGAAAUAGUUUUAUUUCUUGUUUGAAUUAAAUUCUUUAAACUAAA
Mytilus californianus (California mussel) is the source of this 5348-nucleotide messenger RNA. RefSeq names its product receptor-transporting protein 3-like. Gene Ontology annotation, biological process: protein targeting to membrane; protein insertion into membrane. Gene Ontology annotation, molecular function: olfactory receptor binding. The transcript is spliced from 4 exons. The record is from RefSeq and is a predicted model, not a curated record. NCBI's taxonomy places the organism in Eukaryota, Metazoa, Mollusca, Bivalvia, Mytilida, Mytilidae. Bases 459 to 1133 code for a protein of 224 amino acids.